CUGCAAUGGAGCCACAUCCCCCCCCACCUGGGAAACCAGAUAAAAGCCAGGGCUUGGCUGGGCUUUGGUGUUCUCUUCUGGGGUGCUGCCAGCUGAGCUCUCCCAAGAUGAGUCAAGGGGUUGGACCACCGAGCCCCCCGGACGCUGCUGCUGCCCUGCAGCCGGGAACGAUGCUCCGUGCUGAGAGGGAAGGGGCUGCGGGCACAGCCCCGAGUCCUGCUGCCCCUGCCGGCAGGCUCUGGUGCAGAGCCUUCCUGCUGCUGGCCGUGUGUGUGUGCACCACUGCUGUCCCCUAUGGCCUGGGUGUUUUGGCUGCUGUCACCUGGGAUCCCCCGGGCUCCUCAGCCUCCCAGCAAAGGGUGGGUGACAGUUUGGUGACAGCAUGUGGGGACCUCCUCACCUCGGGCUGCUUCCCAGGGGACCAAGGAGUUGUGACCCUUGGGCCAGGUGCUGGGGGACGGAGCCUGGGGACACGGACUGCGGCCACAUGGACAUCUCAGACCUCCCUGGAGUGGCAACCUGGAUCUGGGGACAGGGAAGGGCACAGGCUGAGCCCAGCAAUGGCUGUGACACUGUCCCCUGCACAGUGGCCUGGCAAGAGAGUGCCUGCCACCUCAUCUCGGCUCUUCCAGACCGAGGGUGUCCCCAGCCCUGGCUCCUGGCAUCACCUUACUGAGAGAGGCCUCCACAGAGCAGGACCAGGCUCACAUGGUGCCACAUGGAUGCCAGCAGUGACUUCAGCAGGCACAGCAGAGCCCCAGAGCCCACAGAGGGGGUCUGAGGCCACCUCCAGAGCUUGGAGUGAGCCAGCUGCUGGGCUCCCUGCCACCUCCCAGCCUGUGCAUGUGCUGCCCUUGCAAUUCCGGCUGCUGGGCAUCGCUUAUACCCCGGCUCUGGGCAGCAGGAAUUCAGAGAGCUACCAGCAACUAGAGGGAGAUGUGAGACUGAUGCUAAACCACAUGCUGUCCAGCUAUGAGAGCUUCCUGCAGGCCAAUGUCCUUGAGUUCAUGAAUGGCUCAGUGGUGGUGCGAGGGGAGGUUCUGUUCCGGGGGGAUGCUCCUGCUCCCACCAACUCCCACCUCAUCAGGACAGUCCUCACAGAGGCAAGCAAGGGAAGGAGCAUCUUCAGCUGGCAGCUGGACCCUCAGUCUGUCCAGUCUGGUGGUUUCAGCCUGGAGAACCUGGACCCAGAGAAGCUGUCUGUCUCUCUCACUGGCUUCCAGCUUGGCACGAACAGGAGGAUGGAUCCUCUGGAGAGGCUGGUCAGUGAGGUAAUGUCAUCUGUCAGUGCCCUCUACCACGUGAGGAACUUCACCAUCUCCCAGCUCAGAACCCUCGGUGGGGGCACAGAGGUCACUGGAGACCUCUACCUCGACACAGUUGUCCAUGCUGAUGUUACAGAGGUUCUGGAAGCCCUGACUACGCUCUCAGACCUCUCCAUCGACCUGACAUCCCUCUCGGUGGAGGGGUCCAAGCUUGGCCUGUACGUGUACCCUCUCUCCCUUGUGGUCACCAAUAGACACUUCAGCCAGAAGCUUCAGGAUCCACUCUCUGAAGAGCACCACAAUCUCUCCAUGGACCUUGGUGAUGCGGUGGUGAGAGUCCUGAGUGAUUACCCAACCCUCCUGAAAGUGAUCAUAAAAGAAUUCCUGCCUGGCUCUGUGACCUGCCAUGGGAACAUGAUAUUCCGUCACCCUGCUCCAACCAGUAUGGAAGUUUUGCGGAAGCUUGUGCUCUCAGUCGGGCCAGACCAUGCUUUGGGCGACUCUGACAUCCAUGUGGAUCCAUACUCUCUGGCUGUGGGAGAGGACACCCUGGACCCUCCCUUGUACCGGCCAAGCUUCCCAGCCUAUGGAGUUGCCAUCAUGGUCAUAGGUGGCCUCUGCAUCAUCACUGCACCCAUCGUGCUCGUGUGCCUGGGGACCAAGAAGCUGGGCUGGCAGGGUGGAAGAGCCCUUUGGAACAGAAGAGAUCCUGAAGUGGGGAUCCAGACGUUGGAAAUGGAUAACCAGGGAGUCUGGACAGAGGUGAGUGGCCUUUGCAUCCCUUGGUUUAUUUUCUGUGCCUGGGAGCUGGUGUUUCUGCAGGUCACAGGUUCUUCUGUUACCUGGUGAUGAUCUCUGGGGUUGG
Molecule: messenger RNA, 2130 nt
Organism: Sturnus vulgaris (Common starling)
Lineage: Eukaryota; Metazoa; Chordata; Aves; Passeriformes; Sturnidae
Source: RefSeq, a predicted model, not a curated record